CUUGCACUCCACUCCAGGUGGUGGCAGUAAUGCACACACAUAGUAUUGUUUGUUGGUUGGCUAACCACGAAGAAUACUAUUCACGCUCAGAUCAGGAAAAGUUUCUGAAAAGAGUCCGCGGAAACCUUGGUGCUUCGGCGACGUUGUUUCGAGAAUGUUUAAUUCUGCGCCCAUAUUUCCUUGUUCGACAUCCUAUCGGACAAAACAUUGAAAACUAGCUGGUCACAGUGUACGGAGCAGCGAAACUUAGCCUUGCCUACUAUCCUUGUAUGCAGGAAUUUGCCGAAUGCAGUUUAUAACCUCUACCUCGAUUAGGCGAGUUGUUGAUAGCGAACUGCUCUUUUCUUUAAAAAGAAGAAAACAGACCUAGAAAACAAAUCAUUUUUUUAAAAAUAUAUAUUUGUGUUGGUCUGGCUAUAUAGGACACUUAAUGUGAUCGUCUUUGGUUCAUUGGAAACAUGGAUCUCGGACAGCCGUUGAGCUCUGGCUGUAACGUGAUUGAUCCACUCCGGGUUGAACUGGGACUGCUGGUGAAAGAAGAAGACAUGAAAGAGGAGGAAUAUGGUCAUAUGAUUGCAUGUCCAGAUGAAGAAGAAGAAAAGCCAUCUGUACAGCUUCACUAUAAAAUCGAAACAGAUGAAACACCGACAGUGGCGGAGAUUGAAGUGAAGAUUGAAGAAGAUGAUAAACAAUCGCACGAUAAUCUGCUGGGAAGGACGUGUGCAGAAUUGAAUGACAGCCAUAUGCAAGAGAAUGGCGACAUGUCGUUCUCCGCAUUGCAAGCUGCCUCCCUUGCUCUUGGGCGAAAGAGACGCCUAGACGUGUGGGUACAUUUUAAUUACGAUGCAGCUCAACGGAACACUACAUGCAAUGUAAUGAAAGAAGAUGGAGACAUGCCUUGUGGAUUUAAAUUAAGUGGAAAGAACACUACCAAUCUGAAGAGGCACCUGAAGGCACACCACCCUGAUCUUUUUGCUUCGAUCCCAGAAAAGACUCCUCAUAAAGAACAACCUAGUGGAAAACGGACACAGUCCCUUAUCACAGCGGCAUUCUCCUCGACAUCUAAACACAAACCAAGUUCGUCUGAACAAGAUGCCAAAGAAAAAGCGAUCGCUCGGUGGAUUGGACGCUGCGGCCUACCUGCCCGUCUAGUUGAGGACGAAGAUUUCGUCCAUAUGUUGGAGGCCCUGGAUAAGAAGAUUACCUUGCCCAAGAAAACAAGAAUUAACAACUUGAUCGAAAAGAUGUACAGUGAUGAAAAACAGAAACUUAAAGAACAGCUCGCCACAGUACGCAGAAUAACAAUUGGACUGGCUAUAUGGACCAAAAGAGGCCUUACGGCGUCAUUUCUUGCAAUUAGUGCGUGUUACUUUUGCACAGAGGAAAACAAAGCAAGGCACGUAUUGUUAAGACUUGACCGGAUCUCCCACCCACACACUGCAGAGUGUGUAAAGACUUGUGUUUACAAAUGCACGGAGGAUUGGGGAAUACCAAAACACAAGAUCUUAACAGUCAUAACUGAUAACGGAAUACCAAAACACAAGAUCUUAACUGUCAUAACUGAUAACGGAAGCAAUGUGGUUGUAGCAUUUCAAAAUGAACAAAGUGACUCCAACAGCUCUGACGAAUCAGAGGAGAGGGAUGAAGACUCUGGGAUUAUCGACGAACAAAGGUACGGAACCAUGGCGACGACUCCCUGCGUUGUACAUACUCUGCACCUUGUGGUAAACAUGAUACAUAAAGAAGCCAGUAUCAGACAACUCCUCGACAGGGCUCAUGUACAGGUCAGGCUCUUCCACAAGUCGUCUGUUGCAACCGAACACCUGCUUGAGCUGUGUGGACUCACUCUGAUCAAAGACUGCCCAACUAGAUGGUCUAGCACAUUCCUGACAAUAUCACGUUUGCUCCAAGUGAAAGACUCGCUUGUUCAGGUCGCUGACAGGCUGGGCUGGGACUGUCUACUACCUAGCGAGUGGGAGAGGCUGACGGCGCUCAGAAAUCUGCUCCUCCCCUUCGCUGAGCACACUCAGAUGCUUCAGAGCGACACAAUGUCUUUAUCCCUGGUGGUGCCCGCCCUCCUGGACCUGAACGCUCAUCUGUCUGAGUUUCCCCACACCGAGGCUUCUGGUUACAGGGACCUGGCUUCCUUGGCACAGAUGAUGAAGGCCGACAUGAAGCAGCGUUUCGGCUGCUUCCUUGAUCCCGGCGAUUCCAAAUUCUCACCCCUCGCUGCUGCUGCGUGCUUCCUAAACCCAUCAGUGUCACCUGAUGCACUCACGGAAAAUCAGGAGCUUCAGGAGCUUUCGAAAAGAGCUGAAGAUUAUAUCGCCCAAAUGGCGUCGCAACUCCAAGAGGAGCAAUGCGAUGACAACGAGCAGGGAGGAGACAGCAGCACCGAAGGAGAAGAGGCAACAGCCAAGCGACCUCGGUUCAGAUUUCUGUUAAAAACUAGAGCCAGGCCUUCUAGACGUAACCGAUCAAAGCUCUCUGUUAGGCAGGAAAUCUGGAAUUUUAAGGAGCAGCUGUCUGGCCCCAUCGAUGAAGACUCUGCCUUUGAGUUUUGGGCUGCACAGGGUUCUGCCUACCAGAUUCUAAAACCUUUAGCCUUAGAUCUCCUGGCAAUGCCAGCUUCGCAAGCGUUUUCUGAGCGAGUUUUUAGCAUCACUGGUGACCUCAGUCAUGGAUGUGGUCGACGCAAUAGAGCCAGGCUCAUUUUAGAGAGGGCCGCUUUUUUGAAACUGAAUGGACAAGCAUAGCCUAAUUCUCCUGAUAUGCUAAUGAUCCGUAUUCCGUGCCUGUAACUUCCUUGGAGACCUCACUGUACUGCAUAGUCCCAUUGUUUAUCAGGCCAAGUUUUUUCAAACUAUGUCUUAUUAAUAUUGUUAUUAUUAUUAUUAUUAUUAUUAUUAUUAUUAUUAUUGGCAUUAUUGUUUUAUUUGUAGUGGAAAAAAAUUAAGGUAAGGGAUAUUUAAAAUCCCAAGUCUCAGGUCCAUAAUUCUCUGUUCCAAGAUUUUAAGAGCCAUUUUUUUUUCAUACCAAUGUGUCAAUGCAUUGCUAUAUGACAUUUUAAAAAAAUAAAUCGAACCACAAUAGCCUAACAAAGUUUUUUGACUUGGGAUUUAAGAACGCUCCACCAUGUCAACAGUUUCCCUGACACCACCUAUCUCUAUGUUAUUCACUAUCCAUCCCCCGCCCUUAUAAAUAUUCAAAAACUGUGUCUUUGUGUCCACUGUUACAAAGUAAUGGCCAAGUUGAGUGUAGAGGCUGUAAUCUAUCUACUCAAGUGUCCUCCUUACAUUCAACCUACUCCAUUCAUUCACUUUUCUAACUCCGUAACUGUCAAAUGUGUCAUUAUGAAAUCUCUGUCCUAUCUCUUCGAACGUUUGUGUCGAUGCAAAAUGAGUGACCACUAACUUUAAGGCGACAAAGUGGAAUUCCUCUCGUCCAAUCAGAAAUUACUUAAUAGUUCAACCGGACCUAACUGUUGUAUCAUGAAACAUCAGAUUCAUUGUUGUGUUGUUGUUUUUCAUUGUGGUAUCGAGAAUUGCGGUAUGUAGAAUUGUGGAAUUUAAUUGAUAUUUGUAUCGACUACUACAUUUCUGGUAUCACAACGUUGCUAAGAUUGGAGCUUAGAGCAGAGUGUGAUACAGACACUGGUGUUGACGCUACAGCGUCCCACCAUAAAUUCAUCUUUAGAGGGUGAAGCUCUUUUGCUGCGGAGGACAUCUACUGAGAAAAAAAUCUGUUCACUGACCCUCUCUGUUGUGUAAAAUCUAUUUGAAUUUAAAUAUUUCAAGUCAAGUCAAAAUGUAUUAUCCCACAGGGGGAAAUUAAGUUGCAGCUAGGUAUCAAGACACACAACCAACGACACAACACACAAGAUAAUAAAUGAUGACAGUAUUUCAA
Molecule: messenger RNA, 3906 nt
Organism: Alosa alosa (allis shad)
Lineage: Eukaryota; Metazoa; Chordata; Actinopteri; Clupeiformes; Clupeidae
Product: zinc finger protein 501-like
Exons: 4
Coding region: 459-2756 (765 amino acids)
Biological process (GO): regulation of transcription by RNA polymerase II
Cellular component (GO): nucleus
Molecular function (GO): protein dimerization activity; DNA-binding transcription factor activity, RNA polymerase II-specific; RNA polymerase II cis-regulatory region sequence-specific DNA binding
Source: RefSeq, a predicted model, not a curated record